CGAUCAACGAAUUCAAUCACCAUAACCGCAGAUCAAAGCUAUGGCUCCGAUUGCAGUCGGCGAUGUUAUUCCGGACGGCACUCUCGCCUACUUCGACGAGGAGGACAAGGUUCAAUCCGUCAGCGUCCACUCCCUCGCCGCCGGCAAAAAAGUCAUCCUCUUCGGCGUCCCCGGUGCCUUCACCCCCACUUGCAGUUUGAAGCAUGUGCCUGGAUUCAUUGAGAAAGCAGACGAGCUUAAAUCGAAGGGUGUUGAGAAAAUUCUGUGUCUUAGCGUGAAUGAUCCCUUUGUGAUGAAGGCUUGGUCAAAAACAUACCCCGAGAACAAAGACGUUCUUUUUCUUGCUGAUGGCUCAGCGAAAUACACCCGUGAUCUUGGCCUGGAGCUAGACCUUUCAGAGAAAGGGCUUGGAAUUCGUUCUAAGAGGUUUGCUCUCUUGAUCGAAGACCUCAAGGUGAAGGCCGCAAAUAUCGAGAGUGGGGGAGAAUUUACCAUCUCCAGCGCCGAAGACAUCCUCAAGGCUCUCUGAAUAUUUACAUUCCCUCACCCCCAGCUUGCUCCCUUCUGUAUCUGAGACUCGAGCCUUCCUAUCUGUAACGUCUCCGGCCAUUUUAGUCGGGUGACAUUUUAUAUCUAUGUGGAUCUUCAAACUUCUGUUUAGUAGUUUGUGUAAUGAAAAUAAAGGAGCUAUUUUGUGAUA
Pyrus x bretschneideri (Chinese white pear) is the source of this 700-nucleotide messenger RNA. RefSeq names its product peroxiredoxin-2. Gene Ontology annotation, biological process: cell redox homeostasis; hydrogen peroxide catabolic process; cellular response to oxidative stress. The coding region runs from base 41 to 529 and encodes 162 amino acids. Lineage: Eukaryota; Viridiplantae; Streptophyta; Magnoliopsida; Rosales; Rosaceae. Gene Ontology annotation, molecular function: thioredoxin peroxidase activity. The record is from RefSeq and is a predicted model, not a curated record. Gene Ontology annotation, cellular component: cytoplasm. The transcript is spliced from 3 exons.